GGCGGCACCCAGAGAAGCAUGCCCUCAUAACCAGUUCGAAAGCUUCCUCUGUUCUCUCGUGUUCUUUUCUUCUUCUUGCUGUUGCUUGGGUGUCAGGGUGUUUGUUCUCUUGAUUCAUUUCAUCCCAGUCAUGUGUGGGAUACUUGCUGUGUUGGGUUGCUCCGAUGACUCGCAGGCGAAGAGGGUUCGAGUGCUGGAGCUCUCUCGCAGAUUAAAGCAUCGUGGUCCUGACUGGAGUGGUUUACACCAGUAUGGUGAUUGCUUUUUGGCUCACCAACGGCUAGCAAUCAUUGAUCCGGCUUCUGGAGAUCAACCACUUUAUAACGAAGACAAAACUGUCAUUGUGACGGUAAACGGAGAGAUUUACAACCAUGAAGAGUUAAGGAGUCAAUUAUCUGACCACAAGUUCAGGACAGGGAGUGACUGUGAGGUCAUUGCUCAUUUGUAUGAUGAGCAUGGAGAAAAUUUUGUGGAUAUGCUGGAUGGAAUUUUCUCGUUUGUGUUGCUGGACACUCGCGACCAUAGCUUCCUUGUUGCUCGAGAUGCAAUUGGAGUCACACCCCUCUACCUUGGCUGGGGACUUGAUGGUUCUAUUUGGAUAUCAUCUGAGAUGAAGGGGCUGAAUGAUGACUGUGAGCAUUUUGAGUUGUUUCCUCCUGGACAUCUGUACUCCAGCAAAGAAGGUAGCUUUAAGAGAUGGUACAACCCUCCGUGGUACUCCGAAUCUAUCCCAUCAGUCCCAUAUGAUCCACUUGUUCUGAGAAAGGCAUUCGAAGAUGCUGUCAUUAAGAGGUUAAUGACAGACGUUCCAUUUGGAGUGCUGUUAUCUGGUGGCCUUGAUUCAUCUUUAGUUGCAGCCGUCACAGCUCGUCACUUGGCAGGGACGAAAGCUGCGAAGCAGUGGGGAACUCAACUCCAUUCCUUCUGUGUUGGUUUAGAGGGCUCACCUGAUCUGAAGGCUGCUAGGGAGGUUGCCAAUUAUUUGGGCACUGUUCACCAUGAAUUCCACUUCACAGUUCAGGAUGGUAUCGAUGCCAUUGAGGAUGUAAUCUACCACAUCGAAACAUAUGACGUGACUACAAUCAGAGCAAGUACCCCCAUGUUCCUCAUGUCCCGUAAGAUAAAGGCAUUGGGAGUGAAGAUGGUCAUCUCAGGUGAAGGUUCGGAUGAGAUUUUUGGAGGAUAUCUGUACUUCUACAAGGCACCUAAUAAGGAAGAGUUCCACGGCGAGACAUGUCGCAAGAUCAAAGCACUCCACCAGUAUGAUUGCUUGAGGGCAAACAAAGCGACCUCUGCAUGGGGGCUCGAAGCUCGUGUGCCGUUCUUGGAUAAAGAAUUUAUAAAUGUCGCAAUGAGCAUCGAUCCUGAAUGGAAAAUGAUCAAGCCUGAUCUUGGUCGGAUUGAGAAGUGGGUAUUGAGGAAGGCUUUUGAUGAUGAGGAAAAACCGUACCUGCCCAAGCAUAUUCUGUAUAGGCAGAAAGAACAGUUCAGUGAUGGUGUUGGCUACAGUUGGAUUGAUGGUCUCAAGGCCCAUGCAGAAGAUCAUGUGACAGAUAGAAUGAUGCUGAAUGCAGAGCGCAUUUAUCCACACAACACACCCACCACAAAAGAAGGCUACUACUAUAGAAUGAUCUUUGAGAGAUUCUUCUCCCAGAACUCUGCAAGGCUGUCAGUCCCGGGAGGUCCUAGUGUGGCUUGCAGCACAGCCAAGGCCGUGGAGUGGGACUCUCAGUGGUCGAACAACCUUGAUCCCUCAGGGAGGGCUGCUCUUGGUGUCCAUGUUUCAGCUUAUGAUCCUCAAGCACCCACUUCUUCAGAAGGAAAAGGACCUGCCAUGAUCACCCUCAAGAAGCCAAGGAUGGUCGAAGUAACAGCUCCAAGCCUCACCAUCCAGACCUGAAUUUUUCUCAAGUUAUCAAUAUGCCUAAGGACUAGUAAUGUUUGCAUGGAUUCUAUCUGUCUUAUUGUACUUUUGUCGAAGUUCAUGUAAUACAAGUAUUCGAACAAUUGCUUGUAUUGGAUCAAAAGUAAACCUUCUAUGACUAUGUCCCAACUUGUUAGGUGGUUUCAUUUUCCUUCCAUGCAGCAAGUAUUUAUAAGGAAAUUGAUUUUCCGCAUUGGGUACUCAAGGCAAGUGCUGAUGAAUUUAAUCAACGGAAUGCGGUCAA
This is a messenger RNA of Phoenix dactylifera (date palm), 2168 nucleotides long. Its product is annotated as asparagine synthetase [glutamine-hydrolyzing]. The record is from RefSeq and is a predicted model, not a curated record. Gene Ontology annotation, molecular function: asparagine synthase (glutamine-hydrolyzing) activity. Lineage: Eukaryota; Viridiplantae; Streptophyta; Magnoliopsida; Arecales; Arecaceae. Gene Ontology annotation, cellular component: cytosol.